Prunus armeniaca (apricot) is the source of this 567-nucleotide messenger RNA. The record is from the annotation of a GenBank genome assembly. NCBI's taxonomy places the organism in Eukaryota, Viridiplantae, Streptophyta, Magnoliopsida, Rosales, Rosaceae.
AUGGCUGCAACCUUAUUGUUUGCAUGCAACUCAAAUGUAAACCAUGGCUGUAGAAAUGAUAAUCCCUCGCUGCCGAAACCAUUCCUGGGUGGUGGACACAGAAUCCUGGAUCAAACCAUUGCAAAUAGGAACCAAGGCCAUUAUAACUCUCAAAAAAAGAAGUCAUCUCGCAGGUUUUCUGUUUCUGCUGUCACCGAAGGUUCCGCAAAAUCAAGCAAGUCCGAAGAAAAAAUCCCCCCUUGGGCUAGACCAGAUUCGGAUGAGCCCCCUCCUUGGGCCCAGGGUGAAGGCAAGAAUGAUGGUUCACAAGAGGGAUUUGAGAUUCCCUUUUAUGUUUAUCUACUUGCCUCAGCCGUGACUGCAAUUGCUGCUAUAGGUUCUGUUUUUGAGUAUGCGAACCAGAAGCCAGUCUUUGGAAUCUUGAACUCAGACAGCAUAUUUUAUGCUCCAGUGCUUGGAUUUUUUGUAUUUACAGGCAUUCCCUCUGCUGCAUUCCUGUGGUUCAAAUCUGUCAAAGCUGCUAACAAGGAGGCUGAGGAGCAAGACAAGAGGGAUGGCUAUCGAUAG